AAGUUGUUUCUUGUCCAAGUCUUUAUGUUCAGACUACAGCUGCUUCCCCCCUUAUCUCUGCUCACAUUUUCCCAUAUGGUAACUUUGGAAAAUUCCUCUCCAAUUUCACUGGAAAGGACAGGAAAUUCUCUUUGGGAGACGGUUGCCUAUUUCUCUCUCUAGUUUUGUUGCUCACAUCUGGAAAGGAUCUGAUUUGGGAAAGGGAAAAUAUCUUUCUGAGCUCAGUGUGUGUAACUGACAUGGCAUGAACUAAGGGGAGCCUAUGGGGGCAAGAGAAACGCUUUUCUCCAUUCAUUUGAUCUCUGUCAACAACGUGGACAUGCUUCCAAGCAGCAGAUCCCUGCUGGUGCUGUGGCUUUUAGUAUUUAGCUACAACAUGAUCCAUGGUCACGAUGAUGAAGACAAUGACUUUCUGGAAAAUUCAUCCAAGUUACAGACUCCAGACCCUGAUUUCCUGGCUCCAGACUGCCCUAGAGACUGCACCUGCACCCAGGAAGGAGUUGUGGAUUGUGGAGGGAUUGAUCUGAAAGAAUUUCCCAUAGAUUUACCGGAGUCAACAAACCACCUUUCCUUGCAGAAUAACCAGAUAGAAGAAAUCUUUCCAGAAGAGCUUGCUCGUCUCUACAGACUAGAAACACUCAAUUUACAGAACAACAGGCUUACUUCGAAAGGGCUUCCAGAGGAGGCAUUUGAACAGCUGGAGAAUCUGAAUUACCUGUAUCUUGCAAACAAUAAGUUAACUCUGGCUCCGAAAUUUCUACCAAAUACCUUGAUCAGUGCAGAUUUUGCAGCCAAUUAUCUCACAAAGAUUUAUGGGCUCACGUUUGGACAGAAGCCAAAUCUGAGAUCCGUGUAUCUCCAUAACAAUAAACUCUCAGAUGCUGGAUUACCUGAUAAUAUGUUCAAUGGCUCUGAUAACGUGGAGAUAUUAAUCAUGUCCAGCAAUUUCCUGAAAUAUGUUCCAAAGAAUCUGCCUCCAGCACUAUAUAAACUACACUUAAAGAACAAUAAGCUGGAGAAGAUUCCCAAAGGAGCCUUCAACGAACUCACAGGCCUUCGAGAGCUGUAUUUGCAGAACAACUACUUGACUAAUGAAGGGAUGGACAAUGAAACUUUCUGGAAACUAUCCAGCCUUGAAUAUCUGGAUUUGUCCAGCAAUAACCUUUCACAAAUCCCAAGUGGCUUACCUAGAAACAUUGUUCUUCUUCACCUGGAGAAGAAUGCAAUUAAGAUGAUUGGCAGGGAUGUUUUGAUCCAAAUUAGGAACCUUGAGUAUCUUCUACUUCAUAAUAACAAGUUAAAAGCCCGAGGAAUCCACCCGCUAGCCUUCCAGGGCCUCAAGAAGCUACACACUGUCCAUUUGUACAACAAUAUGCUGGAAAGGAUUCCCAGUGGGCUGCCUCGGCGAGUGAAGACACUUAUGAUUCUUCACAACCAGAUCUCUGAGAUUAACAGGAAUGACUUUGCUACCACUUACUUACUGGAGGAGCUCAACCUGAGCUACAAUAAGAUCACAAGUUCUCGUAUUCAUCGGGAAGCCUUCCGCAAGCUGCGACUGCUAAAGGCCUUGGAUCUUUCAGGGAACAACCUCCAUACGAUGCCUUUCGGCUUUCCAAAGAAUCUGCAGAUCCUGAAACUGAAAGAGAAUGACAUAAGCACCAUUCCAAGAAGAGCCCUGGCAGGGAUGACAAAGCUUCAGGAGCUAUACCUAAGCAAUAAUAAAUUGAAAGUCAAUUCCAUUUACAGAGGAGCAUGGAAGGAACUCAGCAGUCUCCAGGUAGAAACAUCAUCUUACUUUAUUUGUGCUGGGAACAUGGAUGUCCCUUCCCUAGUUUGUGUCCCAAUUCAGGGAGCACUAAUGGUAGAUUCAGAUAGGUCCUUUUUUUCCAAGCCUGCGUAUACAGUGCAGGAGAGUGUAAAAAGCGGCCAUUCUCUGAGACUUCUGGCAGAGUUGUCUUCCUAAAACAGCUCCCAUUGUACUGUUACCCGAGGAAACAUAAGUAUUUCUUUCGUCCUGGACCUUGAAGCUGUGUUCUGUUUUCAGCUGGAUAUUAAUGAGUCAUGCAGCUAAAAUUCUAGAUGCUGCCAUACAAAUACUCCCCUCCCCCCGCCAGGGGUUUAAAUUAGCUUUAUUGAAUAGGGCUCCGAAGGGAGGGAUACUAGGAGGCAGGAAAUGCAAAAACAAAACAAAUUGUUAAUGCACAAAACAUCCAUAGCUGCUUUCAGUCAGCCAAGCCAAGCUGUAGGAUUUAGCAGCUCAGCUGGGUAAGACACCUGGAUAAUGAUUAGGAGGUUUGGAGUCAAUCAAGUGCCUGUUGUUUGGUUAAUUGUCAGGGAAAGUUGAGUAGAAACGUAAGGCAGGCAGGAACAAAUCACGUUUGUGCUGUGCAAAAUUAUUUUGCAGUUUUGCCAGUAGCAGAAGGCUUAUUUGCCUGCAUUUCCUUUUAGGCAAUAGCCCAUUCCCUGCAUUAAAAGGGAAUGUCCUUGUCAUAUGGCAACCAUCUACUACAUUAGUGCACCACAAGGAUGGAUCUGUAUCUGAAAGCACCUCUGGGUUAAGAGAUGCAGAGCAUAUGUGAUGCUGGUUACCAGCAUAAGUGCUUCAAACAUGCCAAGAAUUUUGAUUGUGCAGAAGUUUAUCUCGUGUUACUUCUGUUUUUGAAGUCUCUGGAGAAUAUGGUGCACCAGACCUAAGGUAGUUAAGCUCCAUAGGUCCCAGGUUUGACUCCACCCCCAGAUGGUGGGGAGGGUGUCUGUCAGUACUACACUGUGGUGUGCAGGGUACUAAAGGUGCUCAUUACAGAAGUCAAAGUUUAUAUUAGGUGAGGUGCUGGCCCAUGGUUUUACCAUGCCUUUUUUAUUUGCUUGUCAACCUGGUGCUUUUAAUGAAGGGAGGUAAACUGAAGUCUGUCUCGCUGUGUUUUUAUUCAAAGCCAGUUAGUUCAAAGAUGAAACUUAGUUUAAA
This is a messenger RNA of Pelodiscus sinensis (Chinese soft-shelled turtle), 2965 nucleotides long. The record is from RefSeq and is a predicted model, not a curated record. Lineage: Eukaryota; Metazoa; Chordata; Testudines; Trionychidae.